AUGGAGGUCAAGGUCUUGGAGUACAUGAGGCAGCAGAAUCGGCCCUACAACGCCCAGAACGUCUUCGACAACCUCCACGGUGCUGUGCCGAAAGGCUCGGUGCAGGCGAUUUGGGUUCCGAACGAUCGGGAGGGCUCGCUCGGGAGUUUCACCCGAUCAGAAUCAGUGUGCUGGUUGAGCAUCAGAUUCUUCCACCCCCUUGAUCUCUGCGAUUCAGGAGAUCUGUGGGUUUCCAGUGGAAGAUGGCAGAGCACGAUGGUUUCUGCAGGUCUCGUCUCCCCGCUGGGUGGGCGCCCACAGCUGUUCACAGCGGACAGGUAA
Messenger RNA from Durusdinium trenchii, 321 nucleotides. NCBI's taxonomy places the organism in Eukaryota, Dinophyceae, Suessiales, Symbiodiniaceae. The record is from the annotation of a GenBank genome assembly.